Messenger RNA from Brachypodium distachyon (stiff brome), 1770 nucleotides. RefSeq names its product protein kinase PINOID. Gene Ontology annotation, biological process: protein phosphorylation. The coding region runs from base 64 to 1488 and encodes 474 amino acids. Gene Ontology annotation, cellular component: cytoplasm; plasma membrane; nucleus. Lineage: Eukaryota; Viridiplantae; Streptophyta; Magnoliopsida; Poales; Poaceae. The transcript has 2 exons. Gene Ontology annotation, molecular function: protein serine/threonine kinase activity; ATP binding. The record is from RefSeq and is a predicted model, not a curated record.
CGAGAAGAAGAAGCUUUUGGUGGGCUCUACGAGGCAGAGAAACCUCACCUGGUAUUAUUGUCGAUGGUGGCCGCUUCGGGUCUCGGGAAGCCGCCGCCGCAGCCGGCGAGGGAGGAGGGGAUGCUAGGGUUGUCGCCGCCGGUGGUGGCCGUGGCGGCGGAGGAGUCGUUGUCGGACGCGGAGACAGCGUCUUCUUCUUCAACGACGGCGGCGGGGGGAGCGCCGAACUCGAGCCUGAGCUCCGGCAGCAGCAGCAGCAGCGGCCGCAGCCUGGCGCGCUGCUCCAGCUGCCUCUCCCGCCUCUCCUUCUCCAGCUCCCCUUCCGCCUCCCUCGCGUCACCGGCCCGCCCGCACCGCUCGUCCGACCCAGCCUGGGCCGCCAUCCGCGCGGCCUCCCUGAAAUCCCCGCUCGGUCCGGCAGACUUCAAGCUGGUCCGGCGCGUGGGCGGCGGCGACAUCGGCACCGUCUACCUCUGCCGCCUCCUCCUCCCCCACGGCGGGACCUCGAGCUCGAGCCCGCCGUGCGUGUACGCGAUGAAGGUGGUGGACCGGCGGCGGCUGGCGGGGAAGAAGAAACCCGAGCGGGAGCGGCGCAUCCUGCGGCGGCUGGACCACCCGUUCCUCCCGACCCUCUUCGCCGACUUCGACGCCGCGCCGCACCUCUCCUGUGCCGUCACCGAGUUCUGCCCCGGCGGCGACCUCCACUCCCUCCUCCUCCGCCGCCGCCGCCUCCCCCUCCCCUCCGCCCGGUUCUACGCGGCGGAGGUGUUGGCGGCGCUGGAGUACCUGCACAUGAUGGGGAUCGUGUACCGGGACCUCAAGCCGGAGAACGUGCUCAUCCGGGCCGACGGCCACGUCAUGCUCACCGACUUCGACCUCUCGCUGCAGUCCUCCUCAUCGCCCUUCGUCCUCGAUGACGAUGAGGACGAGCAGCCGGCGACCAGCUGCUUCCCGCGGCGGCGGCGGAAGAAGCGAGAGCCGAGGAUGGUGGUGGCGGAGCCGGUGGCGGCGAGGUCGAGGUCGCUGGUGGGGACGCACGAGUACGUGGCGCCAGAAGUGGCCUCCGGGGGUACCCAUGGCGCCGCCGUCGACUGGUGGGCCUUGGGCGUGCUCCUCUACGAGCUCCUCCACGGCCGCACCCCCUUCGCCGGCGCCGACAACGAGGCCACCCUCCGCAACGUCGUCUCCGCCCCCCUCGCCUUCCCUCCCUCCGGCUCCCUCUGCGGCGGAGCCAUGGACGCCGCCAUGGCGGACGCGAGGGACCUCAUCGCGCGGCUGCUGGCCAAGGACCCCGCGGCGAGGCUCGGGGCGCGGCGGGGCGCCGCCGACGUCAAGGCGCACCGGUUCUUCAGGGGGGUCAACUUCGCGCUGCUCCGGUCCGCGCGCCCGCCCCUGGUUCCCAGCGUCCCCGGCGGCGGCCCGGUGCGGCGGUCGCAGUCGUGCAAGGCGCCGCCGCGGCCGGAGCCCGGCCGCUUCGACCUCUUCUGAGCCGGAUCGACGAGCGGCAGCCGUAGAGAGACAGAGAGAGAGAGAGAAACGAACGCCGUAAUUACUCUACGGUUAACCCAUCUAUAGUGCUGUUAAUUACCCUGCCGCAAUCACUAAUUACUUACUACUCCUAGUAGCUCUAUUUAGUGUAGCUCAGCUAGCGUGUGCAUGCAGGCAUUCAGUGACCUAAGCUCGCACUAGCCGUUGUAAUCGUAUAAUCAACUGGUGCUACCAGUACGUCCAAAAUUAGGUACUCCGCGUACCCUUGUACUAGCUUGCUAA